AUGUCGUGCCCUCAGUGCUUUUCUGGACAUAUUAACCCAGGCACUCCCACUAACCCCCCCGACGGCAAGCGUCUGACGGCUGUCAUUGUCAUAAUCCCUGGCGCGUUCGGGGUUGACUUUCUUAACAAUCAGAUUCUAGCGGAUCAUUAUGCUUCAGCUGCGAACUAUCUGGUCUACCUGUCCGAUUUCAUAGAUGGCAAUGCUGCUCCAGUCAGGACAAUGAUCAAUAUGGCACACCUUUGGGAUGAGACCGGAUCUUGGAUAUCCAGACUGUUAGCUCCCCCCAAGCUCGACUUUGUGCCAUUUCUGUAUCGAAACCGCUUCAAUGCAGCCCUUCCUGUUGUAAUUGCAGGUUUCUGCUGGGGUGGACUGCACACUGUCGGACUCACCCACGACACGGAGGAAACAAAAACUGAUAUAGGCAAUUUCACAUGUAAUCUCUCUAUUGCGAUUGGCGACGAUGAUGGCGUAAUGGGAAUGAAGCAAGUGCGGCAAGCCGAAUCAAUCUUGGCAAGUAAGGACGUUGAUACAAGCGUGGUCACUUACCCUGGAGCAAAACACGGGUUCUCAAUUCAUGCGAGCAGGGCGAAGCAAGAUUCAAAGGAGACACGAUAG
Messenger RNA from Fusarium redolens, 615 nucleotides. RefSeq lists its product as uncharacterized. Bases 1 to 615 code for a protein of 204 amino acids. Gene Ontology annotation, molecular function: hydrolase activity. NCBI's taxonomy places the organism in Eukaryota, Fungi, Ascomycota, Sordariomycetes, Hypocreales, Nectriaceae. The transcript has 6 exons. The record is from RefSeq and is a predicted model, not a curated record.